This is a messenger RNA of Fusarium venenatum, 1878 nucleotides long. RefSeq lists its product as uncharacterized. Gene Ontology annotation, molecular function: translation initiation factor activity. Gene Ontology annotation, biological process: translational initiation; formation of translation preinitiation complex. The record is from RefSeq and is a predicted model, not a curated record. NCBI's taxonomy places the organism in Eukaryota, Fungi, Ascomycota, Sordariomycetes, Hypocreales, Nectriaceae.
AUGUUCAAGCGCAAGCCCGAAAUCAGAAACCUUGCGCCUUUGCGCUCGUCAGAUCGACGAAAACUCGCCGAUCAAAUUAUCCGCGACUACCAAGUUGCUCUCCCAGACCAGUCUGACGAGACUUCAUCAUCAAGCACACUGUCAGCAGUGCGCAACUCACUACUGCCAGAUUCAACCUCAUCCGCUCGCUUCAUCACAUCAACAGAGCAAGGAACUGUCUACAUCGGAACCCACCAAGAUCAAGAUGAACGCGUCCUUUGGUUCCAGACGGGAAAGAACCCCCGCUUGAUACCGACUGUCUACACCCUAUGGCGCAACCCUAAUCUCAUCCCGCUCCUUCACACGCCCGACUUUGUCGUCGAAGAGAAGCUCAAGCAGGGUGCCGAUUUAAUGGUUCCUGGUUUGGUGAAAGCUAGAGGCUCCACAUGGGACAAGCGAGCCACCACAGGCGCUGUUGUGGCUGUCGCAGGUCUCCAGAAUGAUACCGUCCCUGUUUGGGUUGGAACCUGUCAAAUCGACGUGCAAACUCUUCCCGACGACUUACGGGGACAGAAAGGCGCCGCUGUCAAGGCCCUUCACUGGGCUGGUGACGAAUGUUGGAGCUGGAAGUCUCUCGGCAGUGGAGGUAUCGACCCACCUCCAAACCUCGAAGGAUGGACUGGUCUAGGUGCAGAGCUCGCAUCGCAACUUGGAAAGGUAUCACUGGAAGAUGGAAACCAAUCAGCAGAGUCAUCACCUAGCACCCAACCCGAUGAAUCGCACCCAACGGAAGACAAUGCAGACGAUGCGAACGUCGCCGACGAAGAACGAGAACCAACGACACGAGAGGUUGACAACGCAUUUCACCAGGCCUUCCUCUUUGCCGCCUACAAAGCGAAACAGUCUGGCAGCCCACCUCAUUAUGGCCUGAACUUUCCACUUCAGCCAUCUUUUAUCAUCGCCAGCAUGAUCCAGCCCAACCUCCGAUCUCAAAGUCGGCAUUACAAUAUCAAGAAGACAUCAUGGAAGAAUGCGAAAAAGUUCAUCAAGGAACUAAACAAGCAGAAGAUCGUGCUUGCAAAGGACAGAAAUGGAGGUGAGACGGUCAUUCUUGACAUUGACUUUGAUGAUGCCCAGAUCAAUGGUUUCCGACCCUAUCGACUGCCGACACCCAAAGCCUCGGCUGCCGAAGCUGGUUCUUCCACUGAGGAUGCGGGUCAGUCAUCGACUAGCAGCGUAUCUUCUGGGCAGAAGAUCAAUAUCCAGUUUGUCUAUCGCCCAUCCUCCAAGCUCGUACCGACCCUCCUCCCUUCAAAGACCGACUUCUACAGCGCGCAAGAGAUUUCAGCAGCUCUGAAGUCGUACAUCGACGAGCAUCCCGAACUGGGAGGUCAGGGCAAUUCUAGCGUCAAGCUGGAUCCUUUCAUCGCCAACGACAUUCUGGGCAACCGACCGACUGACGACGAUCGCAGCUGGCUUGCAGCAGGACGAAUCACCCGAAGUGCACUCCAAAAGCGAGUCCUCGAAGACACUCACUUGUGUCAGCCAUUCCAUAUUAUUUCACAAGGACGCCCCUCACCUGACCAAAAGCCCAAGGCUGGAUCGCCGCCUCGCAUCCUCAUCACGAUGGAGAAGCGAACCGGUACAAAGGUUGUUACCAAGAUUUCCAAUCUUGAACCUUUCUUUAUGGACCCUCAAGUCCUGGCACCUGAACUUCAGAAGAAGUGUGCAGGGUCGGCAAGCGUGGGUCAAGUCGCUGGUGCGAAACCUGGGUUGAUGGAGGUUGUUGUUCAAGGUGAUCAGCGCAAGAUUCUCACAAACGACAUCCUGGCCAAGAAGGGAAUCGACAUGAAGUGGGUGGACAUUGUGGACAAGACAAAGCCAAAGAAGAAAUCGUAG